Seminavis robusta is the source of this 372-nucleotide messenger RNA. The record is from the annotation of a GenBank genome assembly. Lineage: Eukaryota; Bacillariophyta; Bacillariophyceae; Naviculales; Naviculaceae.
AUGACUGAGAAGAAGGAUCCUGUUGAGAAUGCCAUCGAACUGGCAAAGCCUCUGCUGGCUCAGCUGAGUUUUGGUGCCGCGAUGGGAUAUUGCAGUGGAAUGGCCAUGAAGAAGGUCGGCAAGGCGGUUGCAUUUGGAGUAGGCGUCAUUUUCAUUGGGCUUCAAGCGGCAGCGUCGACCGGCUACAUCGCCGUGGACUGGGCUAAAAUUUCAGAUGAUACCAUGAAGAAACUCGACACGACGGGAGAUGGCAAAGUCGAUGCAGAAGAUUUGAAGCUUUAUUGGAAGAAACUCAAGGCACUUCUGGUCAACAAACUUCCUUCUUCGUCUGGAUUCAGCCUUGGAUUCUUGUACGGAGUGCGAUACGGAUAA